AUGGACUUUUCUAACUUUUCUGACAUCAGCCCAGCACACAACGAGUUCAGAAGUGAUACAUUUACUACCCCCACGCUAUCUAUGAUAUCAUCACUAACGAAGGCUACUUUAGGGGAUUCUGUUUAUAACGAAGAUGACUCUACAAUUGAGUUAGAAAAGAAAGUUGCAGACAUGACUGGGAAGGAGGCAGGCCUAUUCUGUGUUAGUGGAACAUUAUCUAAUCAGAUCUGCUUGCGUGUUAAUUUAAAGCAACCACCAUAUAGUAUACUAUGCGACUAUAGGGCACAUGUAUACGUGCAUGAAGCUGGGGGAAUGGCAACAUUAUCUCAAGCAAUGGCGCAACCCAUUAAACCUAAAAAUGGUAUUUAUUUGACUUUGGAAGACGACAUUUUGCCAAACUUCAUCCCGGAUGAUGGAGAAAUUCAUGGAGCUCCAACAAAGUUAAUUUCUUUGGAGAAUACUUUACAUGGAAUGCUUUUCCCCAUUGAAGAGAUUGCAAAGAUAUCAGAGUUUUGCAGUAAUAAUGACGUCAAGCUUCACUUGGAUGGUGCUAGAUUAUGGAAUGCAUCUGCUGCCACAGGAAUUUCUUUGAAAGAGUACUGUUCCUAUUUCGACUCUGUUUCUUUAUGUCUUUCGAAGACUUUGGGGGCGCCAAUUGGAACAGUUUUAGUUGCGGAUAAGGAUUUUGUGAAGAAGGCCAAUCACUUCAAGAAGCAAAAUGGUGGGGGAAUUAGGCAAUCAGGUCUUUUGGCUACUAUGGCUAUAACUGCUAUUGAUGAAAACUUUGGAAAGCUACAAAGGACCCAUGAAAUGGCUCAAGAACUAGGAAAUUUGUGUAAAGAAAACGGAAUUGCAUUAGAACAUCCUGUUGAAACAAAUUUUGUUUUUAUUGACUUUCCUAAGAACAAAAUGAGUUCUGAUGUUUUAAUUAAAUUACUGAAAGAAAAUGACAUUAAACUAUAUGCUAGCAGGGUAGCUUUUCACUACCAGAUAUCUGACGAAAGUUUUGAAAAAUGCAAAAGAGUGGUGUUAGAAUGUUAUAAGGAUGCACAAAAAAACCCUUACACUGGUAAAUCAUAUUCUGCCUAUUACCUGUCUAAAUGA
Molecule: messenger RNA, 1104 nt
Organism: Debaryomyces fabryi
Lineage: Eukaryota; Fungi; Ascomycota; Pichiomycetes; Serinales; Debaryomycetaceae
Product: threonine aldolase
Exons: 1
Coding region: 1-1104 (367 amino acids)
Biological process (GO): glycine biosynthetic process; L-threonine catabolic process
Cellular component (GO): cytosol
Molecular function (GO): L-allo-threonine aldolase activity
Source: RefSeq, a predicted model, not a curated record